AUGUCUCACUAUCCUUUCUCUCGAGCUGCAGCAGCCUUCCGACCGCGGGGCACCCUUCGCGCAUACUCGACGAAAACCAUCGACUCAAUUCUCAUUGCAAAUCGAGGAGAGAUUGCCCUGAGAGUCAAUCGCACUGCUGCCCAGCACGGCAUCCGCACGACUACUUUAUACACGAAUCCCGAUGCCCUUUCACAGCAUGCGCUUUCUUCCCCGUUCUCCUUUAACCUCGGCGCAACAGCCGCCUAUUUGGAUCAAGAGAAGAUCCUCCGGAUAGCAAAACAAGAGGGCUGUCAAGCUAUCCAUCCCGGCUAUGGCUUCCUGUCCGAGAAUGCCGAAUUCGCAAAGAGAUGUGCCGAAGAGGGCGUCACUUUCAUCGGCCCUCCUGCAAGCGCCAUUGAAGACAUGGGGGACAAAGCGAGGAGCAAGGAGAUCAUGAACGCGGCUGGUGUUCCUUGUGUCCCAGGCUACCACGGAUCGGACCAGGCUCCGGAGACACUUGCACACGAGGCGGACCAAAUUGGAUAUCCCGUCCUGAUCAAAGCAGUUCGAGGCGGAGGAGGGAAGGGAAUGAGAAUCGCCAAAAAUGCUCAAGAGUUCUCAGAUAUGCUUGAAAGUGCAAAGAGUGAGGCGAGGAAUUCAUUUGGCAAUGACGAAGUCCUUGUCGAGAAAUACAUUACCACACCACGUCACAUUGAGGUCCAAGUAUUCGCGGAUCAGCAUGGAAAUUGUGUCGCUCUUGGUGAACGAGAUUGCUCCAUUCAACGCCGGCACCAGAAAAUCCUUGAAGAGUCUCCAGCUCCGAACCUAGAUGACUCGAUUCGCAAAGAUCUGUGGGACAAGGCACGAGCAGCUGCGCUCGCUGUCAAGUACGAAGGAGCAGGUACCGUGGAAUUUAUUUUCGACAAUGACACGGGUGAGUUCUACUUUAUGGAGAUGAAUACCAGACUUCAAGUGGAGCACCCAGUCACCGAAAUGGUUACGGGGCUUGAUCUUGUCCACUGGCAGAUCUUGGUUGCAGAAGGCAAACCCCUUCCUCUCACCCAGGAACAAGUCGAAGAACAGAUCUCUCAGCGUGGACAUGCUAUCGAGGCUCGAAUCUAUGCUGAGAACCCGGACAAGGGAUUCAUACCUGAUUCUGGCAAACUUUUACACGUUCAACUCCCCAAAGAAACUGCCAACGUGCGGGUAGACAGCGGAUUCGUUCAAGGGGACGAAGUCUCCAGCCAUUAUGACCCCAUGAUUGCGAAGUUGAUUGUUAGAGGCGAGACUCGAGAAGACGCUCUACGCAAAAUGGUUGCAGCAUUGCAAGACUACGAGGUGGCUGGACCUGUAACGAACAUUGACUUUCUCAAGAAAAUAUGCAAAUCACCCGACUUCGUUACUGGUAACGUGGAGACAGGCUAUAUCGAAAAACACCGAGAAGAACUCUUCCCGCAGAUAAGUGUCACCUCAGAAGUCCUUGCGCAGGCAGCGAUUGCUUCGUUCCUUCGCCAUUCAAAUCCUCAGAAUUCGAAUACAGCGACAUCAGCCUGGCAACUAUCAUCGCCCUCGUGGCUUAAUACAUCUUCGGAUUUUCAGCCACGAACCUUUCAGUUCGCCACGGCGAAUGUCGAAACCGAACCUGGAAAGGAACCCGAAAUUCUUGCUGUGGAACUUCAACAAAUAAGCCCAGGUACAUUCUCUGUGUCAACACCAAACUCUGACCCGAUGUCGGUUUCAUCCUCCUUCAACCCGGAAUCAAAUACCCUAACAACUUACUUUCCCCAUACGCGACAUACCUCACACAUCAUCUUCUCUCCUGAUUCGGCAUCGUCGGGCUCUGGGUCAAAUCCAGAAACAAUCCAUCUCUUCACCCCGCACGGCUCGUUCCUUCUCUACUCGCCUGCGCCUUCGUGGCUUCAGAAAGCACUCGGCGUGACGGAGAAGCCUAACUCGUUGUUCUCCCCUAUGCCGGCCAAGAUUCUCCGCGUGCUGGUCUCACCGGGAGAUGUGGUGAAGAAGGAGCAACCGUUGAUAGUUAUUGAGAGCAUGAAGAUGGAGACCGUCAUAAGAAGCCCGAUGGAGGGGGCCAAGGUACAGAGAAUCGUGCAUGGAGAGGGCGAGGUGGUUGCGAGUGGUGUUGCCCUGGUCGAAUUUGAAGAAGAUGGUACUGAAGAGGGAGGAAAAUGA
Molecule: messenger RNA, 2169 nt
Organism: Fonsecaea nubica
Lineage: Eukaryota; Fungi; Ascomycota; Eurotiomycetes; Chaetothyriales; Herpotrichiellaceae
Exons: 1
Coding region: 1-2169 (722 amino acids)
Cellular component (GO): mitochondrion
Molecular function (GO): methylcrotonoyl-CoA carboxylase activity; ATP binding; metal ion binding
Source: RefSeq, a predicted model, not a curated record